GUGGUCAAAGGUUUGCGGGUAUUACGUCAGUGCUGGAGACGACCCAGUGGCUGAACAAGGCCCUGAUUGGGCUGAGACUGGGCGGGCGCUUUGCCUGGAUUGGGCCGGAAUGGCGACCCGGCUGCGUCGUGGCAGCAACGAG
This is a messenger RNA of Acaulospora colombiana, 142 nucleotides long. Lineage: Eukaryota; Fungi; Glomeromycota; Glomeromycetes; Diversisporales; Acaulosporaceae. The record is from the annotation of a GenBank genome assembly.